This is a messenger RNA of Rhodamnia argentea, 2454 nucleotides long. Its product is annotated as O-fucosyltransferase 27. The transcript has 10 exons. Gene Ontology annotation, cellular component: endosome; Golgi apparatus; cytoplasm. Lineage: Eukaryota; Viridiplantae; Streptophyta; Magnoliopsida; Myrtales; Myrtaceae. Bases 111 to 2171 code for a protein of 686 amino acids. The record is from RefSeq and is a predicted model, not a curated record.
GCAAGUAGGAGUGUCGCAGCGCAGAGAGAGAGAGGGAGAGGGAGAGCUGAUAUUCUACAGAGAAAGUUUGGAAUUUGAGAAAGCAGAAGGGAUUGGGGUGGGUUUUUGCAAUGAAAGGUGAAGGGAAGACGGUCAUGAUGAAGUCGAAACUGAAGUGGGUAGGUUUGGUGGGUCUUGUUCUAUCGGCUCUCUCACUCUUCGUGCACUUCUUGCUCGCCAGAUUCACUGAGGACGGCUUCUCUGACUAUCAAGCUUCCAUCACCAUCUUCUCUUGGAGACCCAUCUUUGAGAAUGUCGACAUCCCCACCACACAGAGUCCAUUGUAUAGAAGGCUAUGGGGUCAGAUAAGGCAGCUUGAAUCUUUGCAUCCUCGUGCCAAUCCAAGAGGAGAUUAUGCAGCAGAACCGAGUUUGCAGACAAAUGGCUUUAUCUUUGUCAGGAUACAAGGAGGUUUCCAUGAGAUACGAAACUCGAUAUGCGACGUAGUGGCGGUGUCUCGGCUUCUUAAUGCGACAUUAGUCGUUCCAGAGAUCCAAUCUACCACGAGCAGUAAAGGCAUCAGCUCAGAGUUCAAGAGCUUUUCCUAUCUCUACAAUGAGGAGCAAUUCAUGACAGCAUUGGCAAAGGAUGUUAGAGUAGUUAAGACCCUUCCAAAAGAUCUAAAAGGGGCAAGGAGGAAGAAGAAGAUCCCACUUUUUAGGGUUCCACACCAGGCCUCACCAUACUUUUUUCUCCAUCAUGUUCUCCCGGUACUGAACAAGCAUUCAGUUGUUGAAUUGGUGGUCUCCGAUGGUGGAUGCUUACAGGCUAUACUUGCGCCCCAGUUUGAAGAGCUUCAGAGGCUGAGAUGUAGAGUCUCUUUCGAUGCUCUUCGAUUUAGACAGGAGGUCCAGGAACUGGCUACUAAUAUUCUGCAUAGAUUACGUUCCCCUGGACGGCCAUUCAUAGCGUAUGAUCCUGGGUUGACAAGAGAUGCCUUGGCAUAUCAUGGUUGUGCUGAGUUGUUCCAGGAUGUACAUAGUGAACUCAUCCAGCAUAAAAGAGCCUGGAUGCUAAAGCGCGGGAUUGUCAAGGGCAGCCUCUAUGUGGAUUCGGCAGAAAAGCGCCUCAACGGGUCGUGCCCUCUUAUGCCGGAAGAGAUUGGAAUCCUUCUCCGUGCGUAUGGAUACCCGUGGGAUACCAUAAUAUAUGUUUCCGGGGGUGAAGUCUUUGGUGGUCAAAGGACAUUAAUACCUCUACACUCCAUGUUUGAAAAUGUCGUUGAUAGGACUUCGCUUAGCACGAGUUGGGAGCUGAACAGAAUUUACGGGCGUGAGUCCAGCCUGGCUUCUGAUUAUCCCAAGAAGCUUACUCCUGUUGAUGUAGAAUUGAAACGCGAGGCAUGGAAAUUGGCGGGGCCACGCCCUCGUCCACUUCCACCACCUCCGGCACGGCCCAAAUACCCUUAUAAUAUCGAAGGUUGGUGGGGCUGGGUGGCUGAAAGUGAUAAUGAGCCUGACAGUACAGUAAUGGAGCUGAGGAUGAAUGCCCAUAAAUUACUUUGGGAAGCAAUCGACUAUGUGGUUUGUGUUGAAGCUGAUGUGUUCAUUCCUGGAUUCGAUCGUGAUGGUAAGGGGCAUCCAAAUUUCGCUACCUUAGUGAUGGGCCGUAGAUUGUACCAGUCAGCAGCCUCCAGAACUUACAGACCUAACAGGAAACGAGUCGUGAAGUUCUUGGAAGAAACACGUGACCACCUAUAUCAGGCAAAUCACACAUGGCUGACGUCGAUCCGCAGGCACCUGAGAAACAGCCUACUCGACGGGCUAACUGAAGCGUCUGCAAAAUCGAAGCCUCUCUCUUUCCUCUCUCAUCCCGUCCCCGAAUGUUCUUGCUCGAGCCACGAUCCAAAAGCUGAAUCCACAUCCCGCCCUUCCGGUCUGUCUCACUCCCUUCACGCAGCUCUCGGCUCCAUCCACCGUUGCCCAGCUUGGAUGGAAACCGGCGCGACGUCCCUUCUGAUAGAGAAGGAAAACGACGAAGACCUCGACGAGGGCGACACCUCAUCGUCCGGGCUGUUUCUCAGGGGCAGCGGGGGCGGAGGAGCGGCUCAUGAGAACGGAGGCGGUGAGGUGAGUAGAGAGGAGGCCCAGUUGGAGGACCAGGAAGAACUAGAAGGUGGGGAGAGAAGAUAACAGGUGUUCAGAUUUUGUGUACAUGAGUAUGUUUAGGUGGGGAUAGUCUAGACUUUUAGAGUGCUUGUGAUUUCCUAAAUUUUGUUUUCCUUGUCAAAUCUUUUGUUCUUAGGAUCAUCUGAAAAUUUGUAUCGGUUCGUGUAAGAAAGAGGGGGAAACUCAUUUCUGGGGUCCAAAAGUAGGUUAGCAACACAAAACCCCAGCAACAAUUUUCUCGUAGGGCUUCGGGAGUUAUGUACAAAUUUCAUGCUGGAGGGUAUCUUUUCAAAUGUGUUCAUGAUUU